AUGACCCCGUCCGUCCCCAUAAGCGACUUCACUCUACACGCUGGAACCUCCCAAACACCCGUAUGGACACAGAGCAUCCCCUUCACCCUCACUGCCACAGCCGUGACGGACCUCUGGCGCAAACCAGGGCAUAUUGCUCAUGAAAUCAAUAGUAUCACGACCUCUAUGCCGCUCUCUUCAUUCGCCCGUGCUACGGCAACCUUCCGUACGGAAGCCUUCCACACACUUUACGAUCAGGCCGGGCUCGUGUUCUUGUUUCCACCGCGUGAGGAUGGACACCCGGAGCGGUGGGUUAAGGCGGGAGUAGAAGUCGUAGGGGGGGUGCCGAGGGUCUCGGUGGUAGCUGCCGAUAAGGCGUCCUGGGCAGACUGGUCACUUGCGGGGGGAGACGAGGGAGUAAAGAAGGAUACAAUGACGUUGGAGAUCGUGAGAGAAGGGCCAAGUUUGGUAAUGAACAUGGUGGGCAAGGGAGAGGAGAGGAGUGCAGUGAGGGAGGUGGCUUGGGUUUUCGAAGGUGGAUUGGUGAGCGAGGGGCCCGAAAUUAGUGUGGGAGUAUACGUAGCAAAGCCCACGAAGGAUGAGGGGUCUCCAAUAUUGGAGGUGUGUUUUGAGGCGAUGAAGGUGUGGAAGAUUGGCCCCGAUGGAGAGGAGAUCGUGUAA
Messenger RNA from Morchella importuna, 660 nucleotides. RefSeq lists its product as uncharacterized. The transcript has a single exon. Bases 1 to 660 code for a protein of 219 amino acids. The record is from RefSeq and is a predicted model, not a curated record. NCBI's taxonomy places the organism in Eukaryota, Fungi, Ascomycota, Pezizomycetes, Pezizales, Morchellaceae.